Actinia tenebrosa (Australian red waratah sea anemone) is the source of this 1784-nucleotide messenger RNA. RefSeq lists its product as uncharacterized. NCBI's taxonomy places the organism in Eukaryota, Metazoa, Cnidaria, Anthozoa, Actiniaria, Actiniidae. Gene Ontology annotation, molecular function: metal ion binding; mRNA binding. The record is from RefSeq and is a predicted model, not a curated record.
ACAUUUUUAUCCGUGUGUUAUUUCAGCAGAUCAAAUCAGAAGCAAAAAGGCAUUCGAGUCACAUCGUAUCUAGUUAGAGUUUUUUGACGCGGAAAGAGGCCAUGUCUACUGCGCUCGUAUCAGCAUUUUACGAUGUUAACGAUGUCGUUUACAAGAACAACAAAAAUCUGGGAAGCAGCCCCUUCGAUUUUAGACCGAGGAAUGAUCGCCGUGUUGUAGCACCACCGAGAAGACAUUCUACCAAUUCCACGACACGACAAACUUCAACCAACCUUAUAACGUUAUCUAGUUUAAGUAAUAAGCAAAGGGAACGAUCACUGAGCUUGAGCACCGCAACUUCGAUUCAGUCUGAAGACGAUCCCAGACGAAACAGCCAAGGAUCAAGUCGUUAUAAAACAGAGUUGUGCCGACCAUUUGAAGAAAGUGGUACUUGCAAAUACGGUGAUAAAUGUCAGUUUGCUCACGGUGUGCAUGAGCUUAGACAGUUAUCUCGCCACCCGAAAUACAAGACCGAACUUUGUCGCACAUUUCAUACAAUUGGGUUUUGCCCUUACGGUCCGAGAUGCCAUUUUAUACACAACGCCGAAGAGAAGCGCGCCCCACCUCCAAAUAGUCCUCGCUCGCCUCCACCGCUUUCUCCACUCAAUGGACCUCCAUCUCCACCACUUACUGAUCCAUUAUCACCACUGUCUACAUCCCUAACACCACCAUCGCCUUCUCCAUUGUCCUUUUACAACGAUGAGAGCCCUCUUUCUAGCCCUAUUGACAGUCCUCUGCCGAUGCCAAUGUCUAGCUCUCCGUCUGUGAACAACGUCUUCAAAUUUCCCUCACCAACUCAAGAGUAUUCCCCAGUGAUUUCUACCACUGCUGUAGGGUCUCCACGUUUCACUCCUUCGAUUUCCUUGAAAACAGUGGAAGAAGAAAGAGAUGAUUUACCGCCAACUCCUCCUGAAGCGUUCGAUGCAUUUGGCCGUCGUCGCCUGCCUGUCUUCAACACGCUGGGCUACAACUAGUAGGAAACAGCAACAUUCUGACUCGGAAAAACACAGAGCAAUAUGGCUAAGCAUAAUACUGAGAUAACCAAACAGAACAAGCCCAAAGUCUGGUGAAUCAGCUAAGGUGAUAAAGCACGUUGAAAUAUUAUAAUAUUGAACUUAUUUUUAUGAUCGUCUUGUAGUAGAGAAUAUAUAUAUAUAUAUUACGCAUUUAUAGAAAAAAAAUAAAAUUAGUUAUUUAUCAAGAGAAGGCAACGGGAAAAAUUAACAAAGUGGAAGAGCUUAUGUUAAACAUGAGUUUUUUUCCGAGCUAAGUCUUUUAUAUGCUUUUUUCAUAUCUAUUUGUGUAAUUUGCUAUUGUACAGUGUAAGGCUUUCAAUGGAUACGGUACGCCAAUUUAGAGGCUUUUCGUUUCUUUCUAUUCUAUAUAUAUUUAUAUAUAUUAUUUAUUGUAACUUAUAAAAUUAACUCUGAGUAUAAGGGCUAUUUUGUUACAAAUUCCCUUUACUCAAGCCCCCUUAAAUUCUUACUAUAUUUGUUACUGUUAUGAUAGAUAAUUUUCUUAUUAAUAUAUGUUCUAUUUACAAGGUCUUGAGGCAGGCAAAAUGUAACUUAGUUAAUUUAUAUACCAUUUAGAAGAAUAACCUUUCGUUGGAAAUGUAAAUAAGUUAUACUCUUUCGAUUACAAAUCACUACACAAUCGUUUGCUCUCAAGCAUAAUUUUAUAAUGAUACGACAACUGUAGAGCAAUUUCUAAAUUUAUUAAAUUAAAAGAUGCCCAUUUUCUAA